Messenger RNA from Pogonomyrmex barbatus (red harvester ant), 2379 nucleotides. RefSeq names its product Dead-box helicase Rs1 (gene Rs1). Lineage: Eukaryota; Metazoa; Arthropoda; Insecta; Hymenoptera; Formicidae. Gene Ontology annotation, molecular function: RNA helicase activity; nucleic acid binding; ATP binding. The record is from RefSeq and is a predicted model, not a curated record. Gene Ontology annotation, cellular component: cytosol.
AUAUGCAAAAAAAAUCCCAGCUCUCGUGUAUCAUAUGCGCGUCCACGUGUUGUGUGAUAUAACCUUCAAAAACUAGCCGAGCGAUUCAUGAGUGUUCUCAGAUUUUUUAUUAUUAAAAAGUUAUUAUUUUAGAAAGAAAAACAUGACAAGUAAUUGUGAUUUACUAAAGACAAUCGAGGACGAUGAAGAAGUGCCGAAUUAUUCGGAGAAUUCAGACGAGGAAGACGACUAUCAGCCACGAAAGCAAAAGAAGUAUGAGAAUAAAGAUUUUGAUGGUAGUUUUCAAUUCACUGCUGCUGAACACAAUCAGGAUCCUUGGAAUGACUUAAGCAAGUACAUUAAACGCAAACCAAACACGAAAUUAGAUGAUAAAAUAAAAAAAUUAAAAGAACAGGUAUAUAAUAUUACUGGAACAGAAGAUGAUCCUGUUAAAAUUGAAGCAGAAAUAGACCAAAAUGAUGAUACUAUUUCUUUAUCUGAGGAUGAGUUUAAGAAAGAUACAUUUAAGACUAAAGAAAAGAAAGGUAGAAAGAAAAAAUCUGUGAAAGAAAAGGAUGAGGAAACUAUGGACUUCGAGGAAUAUACGGAUUCUCGAGCAUAUGCUACGUUUUAUCAAAUGAAUUUAUCUAGACCUUUGCUAAAGGCUAUUACAGCAAUGAAUUUUGUACAACCAACUCCCAUACAAACUGCCACUAUUCCUGUAGCUUUAAUGGGUCGUGAUAUAUGUGGUUGUGCGGCAACAGGAACAGGGAAAACUGCAGCCUACAUGCUUCCUACUUUGGAAAGAUUAUUGUAUAGGCCAUUGGAUGGGCCUGCUAUUUCACGUGUUCUUGUACUUGUGCCUACUAGAGAAUUGGGAGUACAAGUUUAUCAAGUGACAAAGCAGUUAGCUCAAUUUACAACAGUAGAAGUUGGUUUGUCUGUAGGUGGAUUGGAUGUAAAAGUACAGGAAGGUAUAUUGAGAAAAAAUCCGGAUAUUGUAAUAGCAACACCAGGAAGAUUAAUUGAUCAUUUAAAGAAUGCACCGACUUUUUCUUUGGACAGUAUUGAAGUAUUAAUUCUGGAUGAAGCUGAUAGAAUGUUAGAUGAAUAUUUUGCUGAACAAAUGAAAUAUAUUGUAAAGCAAUGCUCAAGGACCAGGCAGACUAUCCUCUUCUCUGCUACUAUGACUGAGGAAGUUAAAGAUUUAGCUGCAGUAUCUCUUGACAAACCUGUCAAGAUAUUCGUGGAUAGUAAUCAAGAUGUGGCCUUUAAUUUACGUCAAGAAUUUAUUCGUAUACGUAAGGAAAGAGAAGGAGAUCGCGAAGCUAUUUUAGCAGCACUAGUCUGCCGAACUUUUCACGAUCACGUCAUGGUUUUUGUACAAACGAAGAAACAAGCUCAUAGAUUGCAUAUUUUAUUGGGAUUAUUAGGUGUGAAAGUUGGAGAACUUCAUGGUAAUCUCACACAACCACAGCGAUUAGAGAAUCUUCGAAAGUUUAAAGAUGAGGAAAUUGAUAUUUUGUUAGCGACUGAUGUCGCUGCAAGAGGUUUAGAUAUAAGUGGUGUAAAGACUGUAAUUAAUUUUGUGAUGCCCGCCACUCUUCAACAUUAUAUACACAGAGUGGGAAGAACUGCAAGAGCAGGACGUGGAGGUGUUUCUGUAUCAUUAGCGGGAGAACAAGAACGUUCUUUGGUAAAAGAAGUUAUCAAGCAAGCGAAAAAUCCGGUUAAGAAUAGGAUAAUACCGUCAGACAUAAUAGAGAAAUACAAUAAGAAAUUACAAUCUUUGGAACCAGAUGUAGAAAAGAUUUUGCAAGAGGAAAAGGCUGAAAAAGAAUUAGCUAAAGUAGAAAAUGAAGCCAAUCGUGUUGAAAAAUUGCUAGCAGUAGAAGAUAAUAAAUCUCAUAGAAGUUGGUUCCAAACCAAAAAAGAAAGAAAGAAACAAAAAGAAAAUCUUCGAUUAACUGGGAAAGAAGUUAGCAAAAAUAAAAAACGUGAGAAUGAACCUCCCAACAUAGUACAAGAAAAAAAGAAAAAAGCACAAAGUGAACCUAAAAAGGAUACAGCUGAAGAUAGAGCUAAGAAAGAAUUAGAAAAGGUAGCUGCCUAUCAAGCACGACUAGCCAAAAAGAAUAACAAACAGAAGAAAAUUAGAGUAGUUAUGGAUGAAAAUGACCGUGAUCUUGCUAAAAAAGAAUCAUUGAAACGAUCAAGAUCAUCGUUUGCUGCUGACUUAACAGACACGAGCAAAAAGGGUGUCAAAAGAAUGCGAUAUGAGGCAAACGUUAAAAAUAAACAUCGUACAUUUAAAACACAACAGAAAAGAAAAGUUGCAAUGAAAGGAAAGGCCCAAAAAAAAUCUUUUAAAAAACGUUAAGAUAUACGUAUACGCGGGCG